AUGGUUGGCCCGCCACCUCUCACCGGGCUUAAGGUCCUCGAAUUUGCAGGCCUGGCACCAGGCCCCUUUGCCGGCAUGCUACUCGCCGACGCCGGCGCCAGCGUCCUCCGCAUCGACCGCGCUGUGCCCCAGGCCGACGGCAAGGGGAAGCCCCUGCCGACCGAAGACAUGCUCGCGCGCCACAAGGCCUCGAUCGCCGUCGACCUCAAGGACCCCGCCGGCGUCGCCCUCGUCAAGACGCUCGCCGCCUCGGCCGACAUGCUCAUCGACCCCUUCCGACCAGGCGUGCUCGAGAAGCUCGGUCUCGGCCCCGACGUCCUCUGCGCCCUGAACCCGCGCCUCAUCUACGGCCGCAUGACCGGCUUCCGCCGCGACGGCAAGUACGCCGCCAUGGCCGGCCACGACAUCAACUACCUCGCCGUCUCGGGCGCCCUCGGCGUCCUCGGCCGCGACGGCGAGAAGCCCCACCCGCCCUGGAACAUCCUCGCCGACUUUGCCGGCGGCGGCGCCACGCUCUUCCAGGGCCUCCUCCUCGCCGUCGUCGCGCGCCACGCCACCGGCCGCGGCCAGACGCCGCUCGGCAGCAACGGCCGCGGACGCAACCUCCUCGACGGCGGCUGCCCGUACUACGACACGUACGAGACGAGCGACGGCAGGUACAUGUCAGUCGGCGCCCUCGAGCCUCAGUUCUACAAGGCCCUGAUCCGGGGCCUCGGCCUCGAGGGCCAGGGCUGGGAGGCGAAACGACAGGAUCCGCAGGUGUGGCCCGCGAUGCGCGCCCUCUUCACAGAGGUCUUCCUCUCGAAAUCCCGAACAGAGUGGGAAGCCAUCUUCGACGGCACCGACGCGUGCUGCACGCCCGUGUUGGAGUACCCCGAGCUCGAGUCGGAAGCGGGGCGCGAGGGCGACCAGCGCCCCGCCGUCACGCUCGUUGAAACGCCAUGCCUGGCCGUCGUCGCAGGGGCCAAGGAUGCGCGCCAGGGCCAAGGGCCUGGGGUGCCCGGCGCUGGAUACGUCGGCAUCCCGUUGCGCCCUGGAGACGGCGGCGAGGCUAUGCUGCAGGAGUGGCUGGGCUGGAGCAGCGGCAAGGAGUUCGAAGUGCUGCGAGGAGGCUUGGUCCUCAAGUCAAAACUGUAG
Molecule: messenger RNA, 1137 nt
Organism: Verticillium alfalfae VaMs.102
Lineage: Eukaryota; Fungi; Ascomycota; Sordariomycetes; Glomerellales; Plectosphaerellaceae
Product: alpha-methylacyl-CoA racemase
Exons: 2
Coding region: 1-1137 (378 amino acids)
Molecular function (GO): catalytic activity
Source: RefSeq, a predicted model, not a curated record